GCUAAAUAGUUUAAUCAUUACACUUUUAUAUGUCUAUAUUUUUAUACAUAGACAUUUUAGUCAUCUCUUUUAUCAGCAGUUUCUCUAAAGUAUGUUAGUUUUUUGUUAAUGAUAUUAGUUUUAUUUUCUCCAAAGAUGUGUACAAAAUUUUAUCUUUUCAGCCCUCAAAUACUGAUUUUGAACAUUAUUUUGCAAAGCGUACUAAGUGGUUGGUUAGUUGAGAUAGUGGAAUAUACAGCUCUUGACCAUCUUUCCUUUCCCGUCAGUACCAGCUUUCAUCAUACAAUUUCCUCUUAUCACUUUGGUCAAGAGGUGGGGCAGAAAAUUUAGAGUUAGAGUAUCAUUCGAAGACAAUUUAUUUCUGCCUUUCAUGUUAUAGCCCCUAAGGGAUCCAGGACUGGAAAGGCCAGCUUCUCCCUCAUUUUGAAAUCAGUUUUAUCCACCUGCACCACUGCAUAGCACAGAUACAGAAACCAUCCUAUUGCAGGAUUUGAAUGCAAAACUUAUUUUCUUACUCUAAAGAUGAAUGAUCGGGGAGAGAUUUAUGCAACCCUGAGAUUUUCGCAGUCUCCUUCAGAGUCACAGAAUAGAUUAAGGCCUGAUGAUACUCAAAGGCCUGGGAAAACUGAUGACAAAGAAUUUUCAGUGCCCUGGCGUCUCAUUGCAGUGACUCUUGGGAUCCUCUGUUUACUUCUUCUGAUGAUAGUCACAGUGUUGGUGACAAAAAUCUUUCAGUGUAUUCAAGAAAAACAUCAACAGCAGGAAAUUCUAAGAAACUGUAGUGAAAAGUACAUCAUACAAAAUGACAACUACUUAAAAGAGCAGAUUUUGAGAAAUAAGACUUUAAAAUAUGACAUUCUCAAAAAUGACAGCUUUCAGCAGAAAAAGGAACUGGAUUCACUCCUUAUACAAAAGAACAGAUGUCGUAGAGAAAAUGAGAUCAUUUUUAAUGAGAUCAUUUUAAAAGUUUUGCAAAAUACAGGCAAAUUCUCUGAAGACCACUGGUCCUGUUGUGGAGUAAACUGUUAUUAUUUUACCAUGCAGAAGAAAGACUGGAAGGGAUGUAAACAGAUUUGUCAACAUUGUAGAUCAUCCCUUUUGAAGAUAGAUGACACAGAUGAACUGGCCUUCAUUCAAUCUCAGAUUUAUGAAAAUAAUUACUGGAUUGGAUUAUCAUAUGAUGAAAGGGAAAGUAAGUGGAAAUGGAUUGAUAAUGGCACAUCUCCUGGAAUUAAUUCUACAAUAAUGCAUUUUUCUUCUGGGAGAGGAGAAUGUGCGUUUUUGACCUCAACAAGAAUGGCAACUAUUGAUUGCAUUCAAACGUACAAUUGUAUCUGUGAGAAGAGAACUGACUCUAUUUUCUCUGAUUCAGUGUGCACCAAGAAGAAAAGGUGAAAAAGGAAUGUUUUCUUUUUUUGUUUCCUAUAAUAAUUUGUGAUUAUAAAUCAUUGCUUUUAACUGCAGGACUUAGUUAAUUCUUCAAAAAAUAAAGAUUAACAGGAAAAAAAAGAAAAUUAUUUUGAACUAUGACUUUAAAGAUCAGAUGCCAUCUUUCUUCCUGGAGAAGAGGAGAUUUUCUCUUUUGAGAGUGGUUGCUCCUUCCUUUAAUAUCCCUGAAGAAUUAUUCAUUCUUUCUAAUUCUCGGAACUACCUAUACAACCAGUUAGAGAACUCUGAUAUUAUAUCCUGGGUCUUUUUCUUAUCAAUAGGAUAAAUCAUUCCAGCAUCUUCUGGUUUUGAUAGCAGUUGUGAACUAGAAUGUAGUCAUUUUCUUCCCAUCUAGAAGUUACCUCAUUUUUUAAAACAUUUGUUUUGCUUCAAAAUAUAACUUCAAACUUACUGAAAGUUGCAAGCAUAGUAUAAGGAACUUCUAUAUAACCUUUACUCAUACUUAUUAGUUGUUUAUAUUUUGCUCUGCUCUAUGUUUCUCUCUCUCUAUCUUCCACUUAAUAAUAAAUUGAGGACUUCAUGUCCCUUUGUCUAAAUAUUUUUCAAGAUCAAGGGCUUUGUUUUAUAUAAUCACAGUGCAAUUAUCAAACUCAGGAAAUUUAGCAUUAGUACAGUACUAUGAUCUAAUCUGUAAUCCAUGUUCAAAUUUUGUCAAUUGUCCCAAUAAUGCCAUUUAUACGUAUUUCUUAAAAAUCCAUGUUCAGGAUAAUGCAAUGCAUUUGAUUGUAAUGUCUCUUUAGUCUCCUUUAAUCUGAAACAGUUCUUUAGGCUUUUUCUUGACCUUGACAUUUUAAAAAUUAACUUUAUUGAGUUAUACUUUUCAUGCAAUAAAAUGCACUCACUUUAAGUCAUGAGGAAUAUGGGUUUUAACAUAUAUAUGUAUACACACACACACACACACAUAUAUAUAUAUCUUACACAGUAUGAAAUCGAGAUAUAGAAUACUUUCAUCAUCUCUAAAAGUUCCUUUCUGCCCUUCGCCACCCACUUUGCCCCAGGCAACCAGUGAUAUGCUGUCUAUCUGCAAAUUAGUUUACCCUAGUCUAGAAUUUAAUGCAUCAUGUACUCUUCUGUAUCUGGCUUAUUUUUACUCAGCAUGUUUUUGAAUUUUAUCUAUACUUUUGUGUAUCGGUAUUUCGUUCUUUUUCUUACUAGGUAGUAUUCUAUUGUACACAUAUACCACAGUUUGUUUCUUCAUUCACCUGUGGACAUUUGAUGUGUUUCCAGUUUUUGGCUAUUGUGAAUAAAGGUGCCAUGAACAUUUG
This is a messenger RNA of Nomascus leucogenys (northern white-cheeked gibbon), 2714 nucleotides long. Its product is annotated as killer cell lectin-like receptor 2. Lineage: Eukaryota; Metazoa; Chordata; Mammalia; Primates; Hylobatidae. The record is from RefSeq and is a predicted model, not a curated record.